This is a messenger RNA of Paramecium primaurelia, 407 nucleotides long. The record is from the annotation of a GenBank genome assembly. NCBI's taxonomy places the organism in Eukaryota, Ciliophora, Oligohymenophorea, Peniculida, Parameciidae.
AUGAUUGGUACUCCAUUAUCAAUUUAAUAAUAAUAACUGUAAGCAGAAUUAUCAACUAAAAUAAUUUUAGAGAGAGAUCGAUUUUUAAUUAUAGAAAGAUCUUUAAUGUAUUGUCCAAGACUUGUGAAACAGCAAUGCUCUCUGGACAGAACAUAGGAUAUAAUUUUUUUUGGAUCAAUGUAUUCUACUAUCUAAUAAUUAGAUAUGAAAUUUCACUUUUUUUGCAUAUUGAGCAUGAGAAGCAGUAAAAAUGAUAAUCUCAAAAUGAGGCUAUAAGUUUUCUAACAUAUUUUGUAAUCCAGGACGAAUUGUGAGUCCAACUUAUAGGAUUUCUGAUGGGGAUAAUUUGAUAUUGAGUUUUUUAUCACAUGGUAAUCUAACAUCAAGUGAACAAUGAACAAGUGUUU